CCUCUGUUCUCAACAUCUCCCUGAAGGGAUGGAGAACUCAUCGGUGGCAUCGGCCUCCUCGGAGGCGGGGAGCAGCCGCUCUCAGGAGAUCGAGGAGCUGGAACGUUUCAUUGACAGCUAUGUCCUGGAGUACCAGGUCCAGGGGCUCCUGACAGAUAAAACAGAAGGGGAUGGAGAGAGUGAGAAGACACAGUCCCACAUCUCCCAGUGGACGGCGGACUGUAGCGAGCAGCUCGAUGGCAACUGUUCCCCAUCCCGAGGGAAGGGCUCAUCAGCUCAUGAACACAAUCAGGGAGAGUGGGAUCACAGCAGCAGUGGGAGCACAGGAUCCCGGCCGGGGUCGGGUUCCAGGUGUGGGUCUGGAUCCAGGUCUGGCAGGCGUGGGAGAAGCAGCCAGUUCAGGCAAUCAUCCAAGAAUGGCAACAAGGAGACCUCCCUUGACAUGCUGGGCACGGACAUCUGGGCUGCCAACACCUUUGAGUCCUUCAGUGGUGCGACGUGGGACCUGCAGCCUGAAAAAUUGGAUUUCACCCAAUUUCACAGGAAGCUCCGAAACACCUCCAAACAUCCACUGCCUCACAUAGACAGAGAAGGGCUUGGAAAAGGGAAAUAUGAGGAUGGUGAUGGCAUCAACUUGAACGACAUAGAGAAAGUCCUUCCAGUGUGGCAGGGUUACCACCCGUUGCCUCAUGAAGCUGAAAUUGCACACACCAAAAAACUCUUCAGAAGGAGAAGGAACGACCGGAGGAGACAGCAAAGACUUCCUGGUGGGAACAAGCCUCAGCAGCACACAGAUCAUCAGCAAGGUGGCACCAAACACAACAGGGACCACCAGAAGGUCUACCAAGGAGGCCAAGCCCCUCACUCCUCAGGUAGGACGGGCCACCAUGGCUACAGCCAGAACAGGAGAUGGCACCACAACCAGAAACACUCCCCCAGUGACAAAGAAACUCACAGAAAUGCCAAAGAGACUGAGAAUUUGAAAAUCGAGGACACCGCCGUCGGCACGGUGCACAUUCCCAUGGAGACUCCCCGAGGGCAGGAAGCUGUGGAGAAGCAGUCCCAGCAGUACCCCCAGGAGUCAGAGACCAAGAGGAAAGACAUUAUUCACGGGGAGAGGCCCAAGAUCAAUUUGCUUCAGUCUUCCAAAGACAGGCUGAGGAGGAGGCUAAAAGAAAAGAUGCCUUGUCUUUCCCUUUUCACGGACCAGGACGAAGUCACGGUGGAAACCACCAAUCCUGAAAAGAACAAAAUGGACAAAUUAAUUGAAAUCCUCAACAGCAUGAGGAACAACAGCAGUGAUGUUGACUCCAAACUCACUACCUUCAUGGAGGAAGCCCAGAACUCCACCAACUCUGAGGAGAUGCUGGGGGAGAUAGUCAAAACCAUCUACCAGAAAGCAGUGACGGACCGCAGUUUUGCUUCCACGGCAGCCAAGCUCUGUGACAAAAUGGCCCUUUUCAUGGUGGAAGGCACCAAAUUCCGGAGUCUGCUCCUCAACAUGUUGCAGAAGGAUUUCACCAUGCGGGAGGAGCUGCAGCAGCGGGACGUGGAGCGCUGGCUGGGGUUCAUCACCUUCCUCUGUGAAGUCUUUGGCACCAUGAGGAGCAGCACUGGUGAACCCUUCAGAGUCCUCGUCUGCCCCAUUUAUACCUGCCUCAGGGAGUUGCUGCAAUCUCAGGAUGUGAAGGAAGAUGCUGUGCUUUGCUGCUCCAUGGAGCUGCAGAGCACUGGCCGACUGCUGGAGGAGCAGCUGCCCGAGAUGAUGACGGAGCUGUUGGCGAUAGCACGGGACAAGAUGCUCUGUCCCUCCGAGUCGAUGCUCACAAGGUCCCUGCUCCUGGAGGUCAUCGAGCUGCACGCCAACAACUGGAACCCCCUGACUCCCACCAUCACGCAGUACUACAACAAAACCAUCCAGAAACUGACAGCAUGAGGGGGCAGGGCAAGGUGGGGUGGGAAGGGAUGAGGAGAAGACGUGCACCUUGACGGAAUCCGGCGAGAGCUUCGAGCCCCCAGCAGACCAAACCCCAGCAUGCUUGAGAAUCUGUUUGUGGGGUGGGGAGGGAGAAGCAUGUUUCUUUUUCCAGCCACGUUGCCAAGUGCCACCUCACCAUGGUUUUGGGGUUUCUGUUGUUUUGUUUUAUUUUAUUUUAUUUUUCAACUCGUUGCUCCAGCAAGCAUCCACGCGUCCCACUGGGUUAUUGUUUGGCUUUAAAAGAAGUCAGAGAAUUUGGGAGGGGGGGGAAGGGGACUAAAAAAUAAAAAAACAACAAAUCAAACAGGAAAAAAACCCAAAACCAAACAACAAAACAAACAACAAAAAUCCCUGAAUCCAAGUGGGGGUUAGUAUUGUUUUCACUCCAUCCUCCUGCUGUGCUCUGGCCAGCAGGCAGCAGAUGUCUUGGGAGGACAAAGCCAGACACACACCACACCAAGCAUUCAUCACUGGUGGCUUUGUUGACCAUUCAGGAUUUUUUUUUUCCACCCCCUUCCUCUUCUUGUCUUUGACUUUCCAUGUCCCCCCAGCCCUUGGAUGGGAGAGUGGGACAACUUUUCUUAUUUGCACUGGGUUUUCAUUUCUCUCGAGCCUUGGUGGGUUUUUUCCUUAAGAAAAGCUUGGGGAUGGAGAACACGAUGCCUUCCCACCAGCUGGCUGCUGGGUUCACAUGAAGAUGCUGAAGCAGAAGGAGUAUUUUAAAGGAGUCCACUGCAGAAGCCUCCAUCAUCUUGCCAGUAAUCUCCUUGAUGGGUUGAGAAAUGUGUCCUCUGAGCUGGGAGCUCUGUGGUUCUUGCUGCUUAAGUCACCGUUAUCCCUCAACCACUAUAACCCAUUUAUUUUAUUUUUUUAAUGAUUUCUUAUUUUGUUGUUGUUGUUUCCAUUGAAGGAGUGCUUUACUGUAAUUACUGUCGUGGUUGUAAUUAUACAGUUAAAUCCAGGCCCCUUAAAGUUGGGCCUAAUAAUGUACAGGAUGAGGGAGAAAUGAAGGUUUGAUGUUUUUUCCUUGGAAACUGGGAAAGCGAAGACAAGGUGUGAACAGCAAAAACAAGGAGAAAGGAAAAAAAAAAAAAAAAAGAAAGAAGCAGAGUUUAAAAAAAUAGGAAAAGCCAAAAAUAGAAGUUUUGAGCCUGGCUUCCAACUUGUUGAAUUUGCUACUCCAUGUUUCUAAGUGUGAGGUGCACCAGAGCCCCUCUGUCCUGUGGUUGGUGGCACCGUAUCCUCAAGGGAUGGGUGACACUUUCAGAGGGGGAGAUUUUGCUUGGGUUGCUCUUUUUUGGAGCAUCCAGAGGGAGAAGAUGGUUGUGGGGAAGGACGUCGAGAUGCCACUUGAGUGAGGAAACGCCUGGAGGAUGAGGAGUCUGGGAAAGAGGGACACACCACACCCCAAAUCAUGACCAAGGCUUAGUGGUCUCUUCAUUUGCUUGUUUAAUAAUGCUUUUACCCACUAGAUCACUUCUGGUGCUUUUACAGACCCUGCCUGGGACUGAACUCAGCAGCUCAAACCCAUUUUUUUCAAGAAAAGCGUUGAGUUUCUGGUGGCUUGUAGAGAAGGGCUGUUUCACCCCAACCUCUUUGGAUGUGCAGAAUGUUCUCGGGUGCCUUAUGAAUGUGUUGGUCUGUCAGUGGUGAGGAGGAAGCUUUCACUGCACAAUUUCAAGGGGCAGAAAUUUUCAGCAGAGAAAUGUGUUGCUGGAGAUGAGAGUCCUGAUGCUGCAGUUCAAGUUCUCCUCCCUCCAUGGAGGUGUUCAAAGCCAGGCUGGAUGGAGCAACCUGGUCUAGUGGAAGGUUGUCCCUGCCAUGGUGCGUACAAGAUGAUCUUUAAGGUCCCUUCCAACCCAAACCUUUCUCUCUGUAUUAUUUUGAGUUUUCAUCCAGCUGUCUGCUGAUAUGGAUUCAAAUCUUCACAUGGAGCAGGCUGGAACCAGGAGCUUCAAUUUUCCUGUUGACCCAGCAAGCAGCAAAAUUAUUCCUGGGUACGUUGGACCUGUCUGGAGAAAAGAAUUCCAGCUUUCUGGAUUGGAGCCCAGGAGCUUCGUGCGGAGACGGUGCCUUGGGUUGAAUCAGCUUCAUUAGGAGCAACGAGGUUUGAUAGUAUUAAUGAGCAGCUGAACUUGACCAAGGUGGCAAAGCCCAACAGUAUUUUAAGGCUUGGGCUUGUACCCAUUCCUCUUGGGUUUUCCUGCUCCCUGGGUUCUCAAGGAGAAGAGGAGAAGAAAGGGAUUUAAUGCGUGGCACACCCAAGCUCAGCAUCAGUCUGGGAGAAGACCUGAAAAUCAGUUUUAUCUUGGUUUUCUUUUUUAAAGAACAGAAAGGUCCUAUAAGAAGGACACAAUUAUGGGUUGGGGUGCCAAGGGUCCUGCCAGCAGCAGUCCAGACCACCGCUCCAGCCCCUGCAGCUUCUCCCUUCCACCGGGAAUUUUCUCUCGGGAUAUAGCGAAAGAAGACACAAAUAAUAAAAAGGAGAAAUAAAAGAAAAAGGAAGAAAUAAAAGAAAAAGAAGAAAUACAAGAGAAAACCCAGAGAACUGCGCGUUUUGCUUCUAAAAAUCAGAAUUUUCACCCAGCAGGGCAUCAGGAGCCAUUCAGAAGCAAAGUGUAAGUCUUGAGGCAGUAUUUCUGCUUAAGCUUUUCCCUGCCAGCCAUGAGGGUUUAUUCAGUUUUCCCACUUGGAUGCAAUCCUGCAAGCCCCCAACGGUGGGGUUUGGCCCUUUCAACACCAGGAUUUCUCCCACUGGAGGACUCUGAUAUGAAAUCCAUUGGGGAUUUUUGAUGUCUUACCAUUUGUCCCCACUAUUAACGUGCGUUCACCCGACUUGAAUACAUCAGUCGCUCCAUUCAGACACAAGAAGCAAAACAUUGACCAAAAAAUGGGGUUCUUUUUCCCCAAAAUUACAUGCUGCCCCUGGUAUCUUCCCACAAUCUAUCCACAGGAAGCCAGUGAGCGUGUGACAUCAAUAACCAUGUUGGGAAAAGAGGUACCACGAGGUCAUUUGAUGGAGCAGUGCUGAGUCCUGGUGAAAGCACCUAAGGAUGUCAUCGAGUGUUUUCUCCUUUUUUUGGUGGUUUCUUUUGGAUAUUUUGGGGGUUUUUAUUUGUUUGUUUUCUUUAGAAACAGUCACCAAAGAGUGUUAAUUCUACAUCAUUCAUUUUAGAAGGUGUGAAGCCACUAGCUACACCUCCCCCUCUGGAACCAUCCAGAGCCAUCCCUCUUGGCUGCUCAAUAAACAUAUCCACCUGGAGUUUUAAUACCUUUUUUUUUUCCUGGAAGGCUUCAUCAGCCAAGGGGAAAAAAACCACCUCCUCGGGCCAAAUAUGUGUGGGGCCAAAGCUUGGGCUAGCCUAAAGGCAAGUGGCUUUGGGAUCUGCAAGAGGAAUGAUGCUCUGCAGCACCGCCGUGCUGGCCCGCCCUGUGGAUGCAGAGAGGGUUUGCUGACUCCCCAGCAUCAACUUCACCUCAUUCCUGGUGAAAUUCUUCCCAAAAUGAAGAGGUUUGGGGUUGGUUGUUCUGUUUUUUUGCUACCCAUGGAGUGACUUGCUUGCUUUCCCCAUGAGGGUUUUCACCCCCGUUGUGGAGAAAUCUCCUGUAUGUGGAGGUGAAGUGAAAAUGGGGAGGGGGGGGGGGUGGAAAAAAGGGAAAAUGAAGCAAUUUGCUUCGUUCCCCUCUUCCCCAAAAGGAGAUUAAUUAGUAUCUAUUCUUGGCAUGAUUGAUGGCUUUGAAGGCAAACUUGUCAGAAUAACUUAUGAUUUAUUUUCAUGCUUAUUUUUCUACCAUCCCUCACUCAGAAGUCUCUCAAAAUCUUAUAUAUAUUAUUUUUAAUUUUUUUUUUUAAUUAUUAUAAUAUUUUUUUCCCUUCUGGGUAUUUUAUGGCUCUACACUAACCUUGCUCUUGGUGUUAGCUAUUAGCCAAUCAUGGUGAUACUCUCAGUAUUUUUUAUUUUGCAGGAGAAACAACACAGAUGGUUGCAAAGCCCACUGUGGAUAACCAAGGGAGUUGUGGUGUCCUGCAGAAGUUAACACUAUAGCAACUCAUUAUUAUCUUUUUUUUUUUUUUUUUAACCUAUUUAUUUGCAUUUGAAACAAAACAAAACAAAACAAAAAAAGCAACGUUUUUAAUUUAAUCAUAUUUGCUAAACUAAGCGCUUUAAAAGAAAGAAAUAAAAUAAAAACUAAAGAAAAAGGUUUUUGGGGGGGAGGAUAAGGACUAGAUAUUCAUACUAGUGAAAAGACAAAUUCAUCAUUUUCAGCAUUUCAGAGACUGUUAAAACAAGGGAGCGAAUAAAAAAACUCUUUGUGGAGAUUCAGUCUUUGUUUCUGGAACAUCCAGCCCCACUGUAUGCUCUAAAAAUGCAUCAUCUGAGUAAUAAAUGUUUCAAGCUUGA
Calypte anna (Anna's hummingbird) is the source of this 6381-nucleotide messenger RNA. RefSeq names its product cap binding complex dependent translation initiation factor (gene CTIF). Gene Ontology annotation, biological process: regulation of translational initiation. The transcript is spliced from 12 exons. The record is from RefSeq and is a predicted model, not a curated record. Gene Ontology annotation, cellular component: cytosol. Gene Ontology annotation, molecular function: translation activator activity; RNA binding; protein binding. NCBI's taxonomy places the organism in Eukaryota, Metazoa, Chordata, Aves, Apodiformes, Trochilidae. Bases 29 to 1936 code for a protein of 635 amino acids.